Molecule: messenger RNA, 2081 nt
Organism: Penaeus indicus
Lineage: Eukaryota; Metazoa; Arthropoda; Malacostraca; Decapoda; Penaeidae
Product: adenosine 5'-monophosphoramidase HINT3-like
Exons: 6
Coding region: 102-659 (185 amino acids)
Molecular function (GO): catalytic activity
Source: RefSeq, a predicted model, not a curated record
CAGGAACCGCAGUCAGCUGAUGCUCCUCCCAGCUGACUGCGGCGGCGGACGUGCGGAGGCGUGUGGUUCGAUUUUUUUUAUACUGUUUGCGAGCAGAUCAAAUGUUAGCUUCAAUCAGUCUCCAGUCCAGGUGGUCGGUUAAUUUGGCUGCUAGACUUUUGCACCUCACUGAAAGAGUAUAUUUUGGAGCUGGGAGUAAGCUAAGUGUGAACAACAUGAGUGCGCCAGCUCAGCAGCAGACUGACAGAGGGAAUUGCGUCUUCUGCAGAAUCUGUGAUGGAGUUGAGCCAAAUAACAUCUUGCAUCAGGAUGAUGAAUUUGUGGUGUUCCCAGACAUCAGGCCAGCAGCUCCCCACCACUACCUGAUUGUCCCAAGGCACCACUACAUUGAUGUCAAGAACCUCUCAGCAGACCACAUUCCCAUGGUGGAGAAGAUGGUGUCUCUUAGCAAGGAGGUUUUGACAGCUCAGGGGGGUUGUGAGUCGACUGCCAGACUUGGAUUCCACUGGCCACCCUUCCACACGGUCAGCCAUCUCCACCUCCAUAUCAUUGCACCAGAGGGGGAGAUGGGCUUCAUAGCACGUGGGAUGUUCAAAAAGGAUUCAUUUUGGUUUGUUAGUCCUGAGACAGCCAUCCAAAGACUCCGGCAGAAGAUGUAGCACAUAGUGCAGUACUCGACAGUGGUGACUCCCAACAUUGUGCUAGGCACAAUCUAGCCCUCCCUACAGAGUCUGUCACUGUCGUGCAAGUUUUUUCAGAAGAGGGCAGUUUGAUGAUGAUGAUAAUAACAGUUUGACAAUAAAGACGUAAAAAUGCUUAGAAAUAAAUAUUAUAUGUGUGGGACAUUGAAGAAGUGUUGAUUAAUCUGAUAUAUUUUUGUUUGAUUAUUACAGAGAAAUUAUUUUAUAUAAGAUUUUGCACAUAUCUCAUAUCAGUGCCAUGACUAUGAGCAAAACAUUAUUUUUCCUAUUGCUUUGUUUCCUUUGACUUGAUGUUUUGAUUUUGAAAAUUUAGUAUUGAGUGAUAAGUUUUACUGUAAAAUAGAGCAUUUGCCAUAUAUAUUGUGAGAUUUUUCUUGCACUAUUACCAUCAGAUGUAGAAUCUAUUGCAUGGAAUAUUAAAAGAAAAUUAUUAUUACAAGGUCCACUUCUGAGCCACAGCAUGUGAAAUGGAAUUUUUCCCCAUAAAUGUUAUAAAUUUAACCUUUGUAAUCAGAAUUUCAUGUAAACAUUUUUUUAAAAUUAAUUUCAGGCCGGUACUUCUAAUGCAGCUAUUGCACGUUUAAUAGAAAUAUGCCAGUUAAUAAUGUAAAUUAGAGUUUUUGGAAAUUAUUUUUAAAAUUUAGUCCGGUGAUUUAACAUAGAUUCAUACUAUAUGGAAAAGAAAAUGAAACGGCUGUGAGUAUCAUGGUGCACAUUUUGAGCCAAAAAGUAUGUGGUGUAAAUGAAAGUUUAUUUUUAUAUUCUGUUUGUUUGAGGGAUAAUAAUUGCAGGUAAAAAUCAACACACAUUUUGAUUUAAACUUUUGGUGCGGUUCUGUAAUUGUUGGAAUGCUAAGAAUAAUACCUAUGCAUUUAUUAAGAUAAAUAGAUAUUAUGUAAAUGAUUAGAUGUUUAAAAAUGACAGUAAUAUGCUUUACCACCAAAAGAAUCACAUUGAUAAAUAAAGAAAAUUAGGAAGAAAAAAUAACAAGAAUGAAGAAACAUGCUUUUGGUAUUAUUUUGACCUUUCUGGAAGGAAGGAAAAUUGUGAGGUCCUAAGCGCAGAACGGAAAAUACAUGGUGCUAUUUCUUCAUAAUGUGUUCCCAUGUAAGGCCAGUGUAUUGCCAUUAUAUACUAUAGUUUUGUAUUAGAAUUAUGUUUCUACCUUUUAUAGUUCAGUCAGAGUCAGUAGUAUGUUAAAUCGUCUAUAAGAAGAAAUGUUAUAUUCCUGUUUUGGUGAUGUAUUCUGUAUAUUAUUUUGUAUUGAAGAUAUUUGUUGAGGUAAUUAUGCUGUAACUACUUUGAUCCUGUUAUGAUUCUGUUGACCCAUGUGCCAUUAUGAACCCAAAGAUGUUACAAUAUAUAGUUCUGAUUGUUUUG